AGCGCUCUGCAGCUGCGGUAUAACACGCGCAGAGCGAGCGCGCUGCACUGGGUUAGCUUUAGCAUUAGCUGAGUGAGUGUUAAAGCGGUAAAUUAAAGUUUAUAAUCUGAUUAAAGAUGACGGUCUGUAACUUCUACCUGCAGGGCAGGUGUAGGUACGGGGAUAAGUGCUGGAACGAGCACCCGCGCGGGGGCGGAGCCGGAGCCGGAGCAGCGGGAGGUUCAGGGUUCGGUAACCGGGUCUGGGUGAACCCUCAGUCUCAACGCUCCGGGGGUAACUACGUCCAGCCCUCCUCCUUCUCCUCCCACGGAGGGGGCAAUGACUGGGGCCGAGGGGGUGGAGCAGGGGGCGGGGCAAGUAACAACUGGAGUCGAGGGGGCGGAGGGAGCAAUGACUGGGGCCGAGGAGGGGGGGGCGGGGCAAGAGAUGCUAAGAACUUCAGCUUCUCCAAUCAGAACAGAUUUUCCACCCUGAACUCACAGAGCAGCUUUGACUCCCGCGGAUCAUCCGUCGCCGACGAUGACAACGACAAAAACCUGGAGAUGAUUCAGAGGGAUAUGGAGGCGUGGCAGAGCUCUGGACAGUGGGCGUUAUCCUGUUACUCCGUUCUCAAAGCCAACAUCUCAGGGUUUGUGGAGCUCUCUCCCGAGGAGUUGAGGAUGGAGUACUACACCAGCAGAGCUUCUGGAGAUCUACAGUCUUACGCGAACUCCGUACAGCAGCUGGCCAAUCAGUGGAGGUCCAGAGUGCAGGAGCUAAGGACCAUGAGCUCCUCCACCCGCACCACCAUGAUAUCAGAGCUGAACAAUCCGGGAUCUUCGGGUGGAGGCUUCUCCUCUCCAUCGUCAGGGUUCGGUUCAUCUUCAUCAUCAUUGUCAUCAUCAGCACCUGGAUUCGGAUCAGGUGGUUUUGGAUCCAGCGCCCCUCAAAACGGUGCAAGUGGAUUUAGCUUUGCUCCAGCCAGCCCCGGGUUUACAAUGCCCAAUUCCGAGUCCAGUUCCACCGGGUUUGGAUCGACAGGUUCCCAGCCCAGUUCCACCGGGUUUGGUGGGUUUGGUUCGCCUGCUCCUUCCUCCACUCCUACAGCUUCUUCCUUCUCCUUCGCUUCUCCGGUGGCGAGCAAGAGUUCUUCUGGAGGUUUCGGAUCCGCCUCCGGGUUCAGCUUCACCUCCUCUACAGCUCCAGCAGGGGGCGGCUUCGGCUCCUCCGCUCCAGCAGGGGGCGGCUUCGGAUCCGCCGCUCCAGCAGGGGGCGGCAGUCUGUUUAGCUCGGCCGGUGCCGGCGGGUUCGGUGGGGGUCCAGCGGCUGGUGCAGCUUCUGGAGAAAACCUGUUCACCCCUCAGAGUGAACUCACCCCGGAUGAGCUGAGGGAGUUCAGCGCUAAGCGAUUCACACUGGGUCAGAUUCCCCUCAGACCGCCGCCCGCGGAGCUGCUAACGGUCUAAACGCCAGACUCACAAUUUUACAAUAAAACACACUUAAACUGAUUACCCUGUUUACUACAUACAUAUUCAUCAGCCCAGACUUUAGCUUUACAGUACAGCUAACGAGGCUAAUGUGGCUAACAAACAACUUAAUCAUUAGACUGUGGAAUUAAUAAACACUGCUAACAUAAUUUAUUCCAUGUUUUAGAUAACCUACAGCCUAAAAUAUAACGCAGUGUACGAAUAUUUAAACAUGCUAAUUAGUGGGGUAUAAGCUUCCAUUACUUUUUGGCUAUGUUAGCCUCACCGCUCCAGUGCUAACUUACUCUUUAGAAGAUUCCAGGACUUGUUAGCUACGUUAGCUUUGAUCAGAACUUGGCUGAUCGAUUACUCUUUGAUUAAUGAGGAGCACACUGAGAGUAUUAGGUUUCUGUAAUUUAACAGAUUGUUAUUUCAUAGUAAUGUAAAGUUUAUUUUAUUUGUAUCAUUUGUAUCUGGCAUUUUGUGGGCGGGGCUAAUGUACAGCUGUAUCAUAAUAAAGUUGUUUUUUUU
Molecule: messenger RNA, 1976 nt
Organism: Astyanax mexicanus (Mexican tetra)
Lineage: Eukaryota; Metazoa; Chordata; Actinopteri; Characiformes; Acestrorhamphidae
Gene: nup42
Product: nucleoporin 42
Exons: 7
Coding region: 117-1445 (442 amino acids)
Cellular component (GO): nuclear envelope
Molecular function (GO): nuclear export signal receptor activity; metal ion binding
Source: RefSeq, a predicted model, not a curated record